This is a messenger RNA of Perognathus longimembris pacificus (Pacific pocket mouse), 1117 nucleotides long. It is a transcript of the gene Sdf2, whose product is annotated as stromal cell derived factor 2. The coding region runs from base 222 to 857 and encodes 211 amino acids. The transcript has 3 exons. Lineage: Eukaryota; Metazoa; Chordata; Mammalia; Rodentia; Heteromyidae. The record is from RefSeq and is a predicted model, not a curated record.
GGACAGAAAGCUGGCAGAAAGUUCUCCAGGAAGACAGUUGCCGUAAUCAACGGUGGAGGUCGAUAGCAACCUGAGCCAGCGUGCUUCUCAGGCCGCUCCGGCCAAAGGCACCACACGGAUGAAAUGUGGACUUCCUCCUCCCCGUGGUCCCGCCCUCCGUUUCCGGUUCCGGGGAGGGCCAAGCUUUCUUGGAAUUGUAGGGGCUCAGUGAUCUGGUGAGGAUGGUUGUCGCGCCGCUACUGUUGUUGGGAGGGUUGUGGAGCGCCGUGGGAGCGUCCAGUCUGGCUGUGGUUACUUGCGGCUCUGUGGUGAAGCUCCUCAACACGCGCCACAACGUCCGACUGCACUCACAUGACGUGCGCUAUGGGUCAGGUAGUGGACAACAGUCAGUGACAGGUGUAACGUCUGUGGAUGACAGCAACAGUUACUGGAGGAUACGGGGGAAGACAGCCUCAGUGUGUGAAAGGGGAACUCCCAUCAAAUGUGGACAGCCCAUCCGGUUGACACAUGUCAAUACUGGCCGAAACCUCCAUAGUCACCAUUUCACUUCACCUCUUUCUGGAAACCAGGAAGUGAGUGCUUUUGGUGAAGAGGGUGAAGGUGAUUAUCUGGAUGACUGGACAGUGCUCUGUAAUGGGCCCUAUUGGGUGAGAGAUGGUGAGGUGCGGUUCAAACAUUCAUCCACCGAGGUACUGCUGUCUGUCACAGGAGAACAAUAUGGUCGACCCAUCAGUGGACAAAAAGAGGUGCAUGGCAUGGCCCAGCCAAGCCAGAACAACUACUGGAAGGCCAUGGAAGGCAUCUUCAUGAAGCCCAGUGAGUUGUUGAAGGCAGAAGCUCACCAUGCAGAGCUAUGAGUCUGCACGUUUCACGCCACUGUCACCACACAGUGUUCAUAGACAUCCGUUGCUGCUUCAUCCUGGGAUCUCUGUCCCAAGAGUCUUGGGGAGCGGCCAGGUCCCCACUGAGGCAAAGGUGCAUAGUAGAAAACUGGCUGUUUGGAAGAUGCAGCCUUUCAAAGUUUAAUUCAUUGUUCCACCUGUCUUGAGUCAGUCUGAGUAGAGAACCUGGUAAAGGGCCAGGUGCUUUUUAUUCACACCAAUAAGAGAAAUGAGGG